CGGAGUCGGACAGCGGCGCUAUGAACCGGCAGCUGAGGCACGCGCUCCGGGAGAGAAACGCGUCUGUCUGGAGGUCCGUCCCGCCGUGGAGCGCGUGUGUAAGGGCAGGUUUUUACAGACACCUGCGUUUGAUCUGGCAUGCGUUGAUGUUCCUGACCGUCCUGUGUGUGGCGCUGCAGUUACUGAGCGUUGUUCGUCAGUCUUGGAACAACAAGCCCAGCCAAACUGACCACCAGCUGAUCAAUCCUCUUUCCAACGAACAGCAAGAUGCUCCGCCUAACAUGGAGACCGUUCAUUCAAACCAAGCGGCCCGGCGUUUCCAGUGGAGCGUUGGAAAAGUCAAGGGGCCGAAUAAAGCUUUAGAACCUACGAGCAAAAAUCUGGAUACAACUUCAGCUCGACGUCUCGCUAGCACAUCCGGUAGAAUUCCAGCCCCAAAUCAGCAAGCGAGGAAAGCAGAUGGGCCGCAUGACCCCAGAGGUGAUUGGGUGGUUGCCCGGGAAGUCAUAAAAAAAUCACAAGUCCAAAAUUCGUCACGGAGGGGAACUAGUGAUCAAAAUGGCACGUGUCAACCUAAGAACCAUAUUGUCUUCCUGAAAACGCACAAGACGGCCAGCAGCACCAUCCUCAACAUCCUGUAUCGCUAUGGUGACACACGCAACUUGACGUUCGCGCUGCCAGUGCACAUGCACAGCCAGCUCUACUACCCGAACUACUUCAUGUCACACUUUGUGGAGGGCGCGAGGUCUCGCCGAGUGACCGAAUUCCACAUCAUGUGCAACCACAUGCGCUUCCGAGGCACUGAGGUGAGGAAGAUCAUGCCCCAGGACUCUUUUUAUUUCUCCAUCCUGCGCAAUCCAGUGUCCAUGAUGGAGUCCCUCUUCACGUACUACAAAGCGAUCCCAGCGUUCCGCAACUUCAGGACCCUCAAGGACUUUCUGCUCGACAAUGGACGUUCUUUCAAUGCUUCCUUGCCUAGUAAUCAUUAUGCGCGUAACAUCCUGACCUUUGACUUUGGCUUUAACAACUCCGCUCUGUUGGAUGAAGCUGAACUGGAUAAACGAGCCGUGGCUCUAAUUUCCGCUGUGGAAAGCGAAUUCCAUCUAAUACUGAUUGUGGAGUAUUUUGACGAGUCAAUGGUGUUGCUUAGACACGCGCUCUGCUGGACACUGGAUGAUGUCGUGUCCUUUCGUUUGAACAGCCGAAGCGAGAAUUCGCGCAAACCGCUGAGUGCGGAAAUGGCUGAGCAGGUGAAGAAGUGGAGCUCGUUGGAUUGGCGGCUGUACCAGCACUUCAACGCUAGCUUCUGGAGGCGGAUAGAUUCGUUGCUAGGGCGCGAUAAGCUCCAAGAGGAGGUGGAGCUUCUUAGAGCUAGAAGGGCAAAACUGGAGAAAACCUGCCUUUUAGAUGGCAAGGCUGUGGAUCCAAGUCACAUACAGGAUUUGUCAUUAAAACCUUUCCAGUAUGGCGAAGCAGUUAUCCAGGGAUAUAACAUCCGCCCAGGAUUGGACAACGGAACGCACCAACUUUGUCAGAAGCUCAUCAUGCCUGAGCUUCAGUAUACCUUAGCGCUCUAUGUUAAACAGUUCCCUGAUAUCGCUGCUAAAAUCACAGCUGUGAAAAAUGCAGCAGAACUGAAAAAAAAGCACACGCCCGUUGCAAAACCCAUCAAAACUGCGAGGAGUAAUGGCACCGGCGCAGAUGUUGCUGAGAAGCGCAGCUUGAUCGAUCAAAGGAGGACAGAUUCUGUUAGAAACAACAGCAGCUUACUAACCGGCACUCAUCAUCAUGUGCAAAAAGCUAAUAUUCCUUUAUUAGCGAAAGACAAUAUGGCUGGUAAGGGUAAUGCUAAACCCAGCUAAAGCUAAACAACCCAAAACAUAAAGACAUAUGAACCUGACCUGAACAGUGAAUUAUGCUAAAUGUGCCUUGCUGCAUUGUACAUUAAUGACCUCUUAAUGUUGUUGUGAAGAUAUUCAUUUGUUAAAGGUUGUAAAUGAAGAAAUGAAAAAAAAAAAAAAUACAAAUGAAUGUCAACACCGUUGUUGGUUCUUUUACUCUAGAUUCGCUUCGCUAGAUCCUUCCAGGGUCUUAAUAAUGUGGCUAAUUUAUUAGCUAAAGGAAAUACUUGUGACAUUUUCUGUCUUUUUCUGAAAUCUACGCAUUCCUGCGCAUUCAGAUGAUGACUUCUUUUUCUUCUUCUUUUUUAUCUUCUUCUUCUUAUUGUUAUUAUAGUGUAGAUGAAGACGACUAGCAAUAAUUCUGUGAUCAUCGUUGAUCAUUAAUACUUGUCAAAUCUCAUAUAUAAGUCUAAGAAAGGCUGUUUUUCUGUGAUAUGGUAUCUACGGGUGUAUGUCCUCUUAAUGAAAUCUGUCAAAUCAAUUGAAGUGAUUGGAUUUUGUCUUGAAAGAGCAAUAACCAUAUGUAAGGGGGAAAAAAAAAACAAUAAUCAAAAUUAAACGAAAGACGAUU
Molecule: messenger RNA, 2472 nt
Organism: Clarias gariepinus (North African catfish)
Lineage: Eukaryota; Metazoa; Chordata; Actinopteri; Siluriformes; Clariidae
Gene: gal3st2
Product: galactose-3-O-sulfotransferase 2
Exons: 4
Coding region: 21-1862 (613 amino acids)
Biological process (GO): glycolipid biosynthetic process
Cellular component (GO): membrane
Molecular function (GO): galactosylceramide sulfotransferase activity
Source: RefSeq, a predicted model, not a curated record